CAAUUUAAUAUUUUUACUGCUGUAAGUAAGACGAUGUUGUGGAAAUAUUUAUUCAGUUUAGUUAUAUUCUCAGUUAAGGUUUAUUCAAUUCAAGACUAUCUACCAAUAGUAGACUAUGCUGAAGUGAAUGAAUUCAAAAAAAAUGGCAUAGAUAUAUCACAGAAUCAUAAAAUAAAUGAUGCUUUUUGCGACCAAGAUUUAUCGUUGUUUCAACAAGGCUUAGAAAGUAAUGAACAAUGGGCAGUUAGACUUGUUGAUACUUGGGCCAAAGUUCAAGCAGGAUAUUUGAGUGGUAAUUCUAUGAAUGUUGGAGAUUUUGAUAGCUGUAUUAGAUUUGAGCAUCAAACAAUAUCAAGUAGAAUUUUCAAGGGUCAGCAUUGCUUAAUCAGCUUAUCAGCUCUACCGAAUUCUACACUUGUUUCUGAUAGUCAUGAUUUAAGCUUAAAGCAUCUAGCCAAUUUCUUCCGAUCUUCUAACAUUGUCUCAACAAAUGGAUUUUGCAUGCCAGCAUCAUGUUCAGCAACUAAAGUUAUUGAGUUUUUAAACCAACAAAUUUUAAAUAAGAACGAUUUGGUUGCUUUGGGUGGCAAAUGCAGAGAUGUCAAUGACAUCCCUCUUGAACCAUUGGACUAUUUUGCAAUAGUACUUUUUUCGAUGUUUGCCUUAUUGAUGACUGGCAGUACAAUUUACGAAAUUAUCAUCGUAAAGUCUAAACAUCCAGAACCGAAUAAGCUACUUGCAUCAUUCUCUGUAUACAGCAACGGAUAUAAGCUUUUUGAAAUGACAAAAAUAAAAUCUCCAAGUUCCAUCAACUGUCUUCAUGGGUUAAGAGCUAUGUCCAUCUUUUGGAUAAUAUUAGGUCAUCGAAUCAAUAAUCAGUAUUUGUGGGGAAAUCCAAAUGAAACUAAAGAUUUUUUAUUUGGAACAUCGAUCGCAUCAGGAAUCAUAAAUGCGUAUACACUGGCUGUUGAUACAUUUUUUGUGAUGGGCGCAAUAUUAAUGACUUGGUCGACAUUAAGAGAUUGUGAGAAGAAGCAACUGAAUAUUCCAAGAAUGAUUUGGAGACGAUACAUACGAUAUACACCAAUCUAUGCAGCACUUAUACUUUUUGUUAUUUCAUUUACGAAAAUUCUACUCCAAGGACCAUUUUAUAUAGAUGCAUUGAGUGAACGAUGUGUUCGUAACUGGUGGUUGGUGUUACUACAUGUUCAGAACUAUCUUUCGUAUAGAGAUAUGUGUCUUGGUCAUGGAUGGUACCUGAGUGCAGAUUUUCAACUUUUCAUAAUUUCUCCUUUCAUAAUUCUUCUAAUUUACAAGUAUGGCAAAAAGCUUUUAAUGAUUCCUGCAGUUUUGUUCUUAGGAACAAUAAUUUACGUGAUAUCGGUUUCUAUAGUUUUGGAUAUUGAAGUUCCAUCGCCAUUAGCAAGUGAAAAUUAUUUAGAUUACAUAUAUUAUGCAACACACACUCGUUCUGGUCCGUGGUUCUUAGGAAUUAUUCUUGGAUAUUUUCUCUACACAAUUCAAGGAAAGAAAAUUGGCAUAAAUAGCUUUAUAAAUGGAUUCAUGUGGAUAUUUUCCAUAAGUGUGCUUAUUUCUGUUGUGUUCUUACAACUUGGUUUCUUCGGUGCUGCAGACACCAUUCACAGUGGAUAUCACGUAUCAUUUCUUGCAUUACACAGAAAUCUUUGGGCUGUUGCACUUUGUUGGAUAAUUUUCGCAUGUCAAAGUUUAAAAACAGGAGGAAUCAUAAGAUGGUUCUUAUCACAUCCACAAUGGCAACCUGUAAGCAGAAUGGGAUUGAGCAUGUAUUUAUUGGGAACUGUUUAUCAGCUUUAUAUGAUUCUUAAUCAAAGAGCACCAAUGUAUUUGAAUUUUUGGCAUGUGAUUCCAAUAAUCUUAAGUGAUGUGGUUAUGAUCAUCAUACUGUCAACAAUUACUUAUUUAGCAUUUGAAGCUCCACCGCUAAUUAUUGAAGAUUAUUUGUAUAAAAAAGUUAAAAAUGUUAAAAAAUAAAGAUUUAAACGAAA
This is a messenger RNA of Chironomus riparius, 2027 nucleotides long. Lineage: Eukaryota; Metazoa; Arthropoda; Insecta; Diptera; Chironomidae. The record is from the annotation of a GenBank genome assembly.